Molecule: messenger RNA, 414 nt
Organism: Acipenser ruthenus (sterlet)
Lineage: Eukaryota; Metazoa; Chordata; Actinopteri; Acipenseriformes; Acipenseridae
Exons: 1
Coding region: 1-414 (137 amino acids)
Source: RefSeq, a predicted model, not a curated record
AUGGCAAUGAUAAAUGAAUGGACGAAUAAAGAAAAAUGCCAGCUGAUGUGCAGGGAGGUCAUCUUCCUGGGGAAUUGGGUGGGAGAGGAGGGCAUCAGCACGGAGGCCAGCAAGAUCGAGGUUGUCUGUGACUGGCCUACACCUGUUAACCCACGCCAACUCAGAGGCUUCCUGGGGCUCGCCUCUUAUAGGAGGUUUGUGCAGAGCUUUAUCACCAUCGCUGACCCCAUGCACAGCCACCUGCGUAAAGAGGAGCCCUUUGUAUGGACCCCUGAGCACCUGGAGGCAUUCAGUUGUCUGAAGAGCACACUGUGCAAGGCUCCUGUGCUGGCUCCAUCGGACCCCCACCCUCCCUUCCUGCUGUACACAGAUGAGAGCGAUGAGGGCCUCGGAGCUGUCUUGUCCCAACCGUGA